UGAAACACCUGCGACAGUGCCUCUUGCGCUUCGAGUCCUUGGGAAUCCAGCAUGGCGAUUUGACGCCGGCGAACAUGGGGCUGCCAUUCAAAUUGUAUCCGGGACAUCGCAGCCCAGUCUUUCUGGGUGCUUCAUCGCAGCCCUUGGUUUUUGACUUUGGGUGCAGCGAGAUCUUCUUUUUUGACACGCCGUCGCUGACGAUCAAGCCGUUCUUGCGCAAGGAAGUGUCGGGAGCAGGAGCUGCUCACUACAUGGACCUCAGAAAGAUGAUCCUGUCCACCAACAAACUGCCGCACCACCCGCUUAUGGACUUGUUCAGCUUUAGCUUCGCCACCUUUGCAGUUUUUUCCACCACCCUUCGGUCUGCGGGCUUUGUGAACUGCUAUGGAGCAGUUGUUUCUAACACUCCGGCGGGCUGUCCACGUCAGCUUUUGAAGACCAUUCAGCGUGCCGGAAAGAGAACGCACGAUCGUCUGACGCCUCAACUCUUCCGCGUCCCGGAAAUCAUCCGCAAUCAAGAUUUGUGGUCGGGGUUUCUGGGAGAUUAUUCUGAGUCGCGGGACAACAAGAACAAAUUCGCCAACGAGCGCGGUGCCAUGGUCACAGGAGACGUUUUCGCGAGUCGGGUUUCCAAAUUGGGCAAGUACGGGCGGAGAAAAAUGGACGGAAACCAAGUGAAGGAAAUCAUGAUGACCGUUUUUUCUCCGCUGCUCUUUUCGGAUUGGCGUUUUCGUGCCCCUGGUGAAACGGACAAAAAGGAACUUCCUGCCUGCCCCAACGCUUCCGAGGCUCUCAAGUCAAAGCCGAGCUACAGCAGCGUGCAGCCUUUGCCCUACAGCGAGGAGCAAAAGGAGGUGAUGACGCUCUCGAAAGACGAGCAAAGCUUUCGGGAAGAAAAUCUCCUGGAGCUGUUCUCUGAAGUUUGCGCGGCAGUGGAAACUUCUGUGGAAACGCUUCUGAACGACAAGCUUGCUGCGCAGUUCAAGAAGUUGAGCAAGAUGUUUGAAAACGAAGUCGAACGGAAGAAGCUGUUUCCGUGGUGGACCUCGGCCGGCGCCGAGGCCGGCGCGACGGGUCGUGGGGAAGAAGAGGAUGAGAAUCGCAAACGCGAGGAGGAUGUUGCGAGCAAGCUCGCGUUCCUGAAAAAACUGGGAGAGAAGCUCGCUGCGCCACCGCUCAUGACGCUUGAGCAGUUUGGCGAACAAUACGUCUUCCUGGACGCCCACGCUACGUUGUUUUUCUACUCGAAAAAUGGCGAACAGUACGCCCAGAAGAAGCAGCUUGUGCGCAACGAGCAAGAGAUCGAAAAUGUUGCCUCCGAAAUUUUCGUGCACACUCUGCUGACGCUUUUUGAAACAGAAGGCAUGCGCGACGUUUUUACUUGGGAAGGGAGCGCUCGUGCACCAGUGGCCGGGACAGCUGGUGCUGUCGCCGUUGCGGGACAGGGACAAAGCGCGGCAAUCAAUCGUUGCGUCCCGCACCUGAAGUUCUUCCUCUUGGAAAGGGGGUAUGCGUUCAUGAUGAUGGAAGACGUGAUAUCCUAUGUAAAAGCGUUCCCACCUCCGCAUUAAAGAUUUGUAAAAAUGGGAAUGGAGACUUUGGCUGUGCUGCACAGCUGACAACACAAGCGUGGCCACCGUCCCUGAGGGCAAUAAUUUCAUUUACCAAAAAUUGGCUUUGAUGUCCAUCAUAUAGAAUUAAAUGCUUUCUCAUGGGAGGACUGCCCGCGAGACACAAUCUGGGCAUGCAGAUUUGUUCGACGAAGGUGGAGUGGGGUGACUUUUCUACCGCAUACCUGCAGCCGUUUUCAGACCGCCCUUCCAUCGAGGAGCUCAUUCACAAAAACGCAUACUUCGAUCCAGCUGCUUUCGUGAAACACCUGCGACAGUGCCUCUUGCGCUUCGAGUCCUUGGGAAUCGAGCAUGGCAAUUUGAAGCCGGGGGGCCUGGGGCUGCCGUUCAAAUUGCAGACCUGGUAUCCGGGACAAGGCCCAGUCCUUGUGGGCGCUUCGCAGCCCUUAGUUUUUGACUUUGGGUGCAGCGAGAUCUUCUUUUUUGACACGCCGUCGCUGACGAUCAAGCCGUUUUUGCGCAAGGAAGUGCUGAGUGCAGGAACUUCGCGGUACGUGGACCCUGGAAAGCAGUUCCUGCAUCCAUCCUCCCUGCCGCACCACCCGCUUAUGGACUUGUUCAGCUUCAGCUUCACCAUCUUUGAAGUUUUUUCUAUCAACUCUCAGUCUGCACUCUUUGUGAGCUGCUAUGGUGGAGCAGCUGUUGGCGGCAAUCCGGACCGGCGGCACGACUGUGCAGGUCAGCAGAAGCUUUGGGACACCAUUGUCCGUGCUAAAAAGGGAACGCAAGGUCCUUUUUUGCCCCAACUCUUCUUCGUUCCGGAAAUCAUCCAACGCCAAAAUUUCUGGUCCCGGAGCGAUAUGAUUUCUCAGAACGACAACGAAUUCGCCAACAAGCUGGGUGCCAUGGUCACAGGAGACGUUUUCGCGAGUCGGGUUUCCAAAUUGGGCAAGCACGGCACGGGGGCAAAAAUGGACAGAAAACAAGUGAAGGAAAUCAUGAUGACCGUUUUUUCUCCGCUGCUCUUCUGGGAUUGGCGGCUCCGCGCCCCUGGUGAAACGGACAAAAAGGAACUUCCUGCCUGCCCCAACGCUUUCGCGCCUCUGGAGUCACUUGCGAGCUACAGCAGCGUGCAGCCUUUGCCCUACAACACGCAGCCGCAAGUGGAGGUGAUGAAGCUCUCGGACCACCACAAAAACUUUCGGAAAAAACAGCUUGUGGAGCUGUUUUCUGAAGUUUGCGCGGCAGUGGAGACUUCUGUGGGAACGCUUCUGAGCGACAAGCUUGCUGCGCAGUUCAAGAAGUUGAGCGAGAUGCUUAAAAACGAAGUCGAACGGGAGAAGCUGUUUCCGUGGUGGACCUCGGCCGGCGCCGAGGCCGGCGCGACGGGUCGUGGUGAAGAAGGAGAGGAUGUUGCGAGCAAGGUCGCUUUCCUGGAAAAACUGGGAGAGAAGCUCGCUGCGCAGCCGGUGACCACGCUGCAGCAGUUCAACGAGGACUACGCCCGCUCCUCCGAUUCCCCCAGCCCGGGGGGAUCUGCUGGGGUGUCUGUGUCUUUCUACUCGAAAGAUGGCGGGCAUUACGCCCUGAAGAGCCAGCCUGUGCGCAACGAGCAAGAGGUCGAAAAUGCAGCCUCCGCAAUCUUCGUGCACACUUUGCUGACGCUUUUUGAAACAGAAGGCAUGCGCGAUGUUUUCAUUUGGGAAGGGAGCGCUGCUGCACCAGUGGCCGAUGCAGCUGGUGCUAGCGCGGCAAUCAGUCGCUGCGUGCCGCACCUGGAGUUUUUCUUCGCGAACGAGGAAGGGGUGGUGAGCAUGAUGAUGGAAAGUGUGAUAUCCUAUGUAAAAGCGCACCCACCUCCCCAUCAAAGAUUUGUAAAAAUGGGAAUGGGGACUUUGGCUGUGCUACACAGGUGACAACACAGGCGUGGCCACCGUCCCUGAGGGCAAUAAUUUCAUUACCAAAAAUUGGCUUUGAUGUCCAUCAUUUAGAGUUAAAUGUUUUCUCAUGGGAGGACUGCACGCGAGACACAAUCUGAGCAUGCAGAUUUGUUCGACGAAGGUGGGGUGGGGUGACUUUUCUACCGCAUACCUGCAGCCGUUUUCAGACCGCCCUUCCAUCGAGGAGCUCAUUCACAAAAACGCAGACUUCGAUCCAGCUGCUUUCGUGAAACACCUGCGACAGUGCCUCUUGCGCUUCGAGUCCUUGGGAAUCGAGCAUGGCAAUUUGAGGCCGGGGAGCCUGGGGCUGCUCUUGCCGGGACGGUUCGCAGCCCCUGGGUAUGCUUCGCAGCCCUUGGUUUCUGACUUUGGGUUCAGCGAGAUGUUCUUUUUUGGCCCGUUUUCCACGCCGACCACGCCGAUGCUGCGCGAAAACGUGGCGGCAACAGGAAGUCCCGCCUACAUGGACACUGGAAAGCUGUUCCUGUUCGCCUCCGAACUGCCACAUGACCCGCUCAUGACCACGCCGAUGCUGCGCGAAAAAGUGUUGACAACAGGAAGUCUGGCCUAUAUGGACACUGGAAAGCUAAUCCUGCGCCCCUCCGAACUGCCUCGCCACCCGCUCAUGGACUUGUUCAGCUUCAGUUUUACCAUCUUUGAAGUUUUUUCUACCGACUCUGGGUCUUUGUGGUUUCAGGCCUGCUAUGAAGAAAAACUUUUUCUAGAAGAAAAACUUUUUCUAGGCUCCGAGGCGCCGGAGCCCCGCUGUCCUCAACGCCUGGAGAUGAUUGGAGCUCCGCUUAUUUGGAAGACCCUUGGCGAUGCUCGGGAGAGGGUAGGAAAGAAACGCAAACGUGAGCCCGUUCUCUUCGACGUCCCGGAAAUCAUCCGCAAGCGAAAUGCUGAAAUGUCAUUACCUCACCGAAAUGUUUUCCCUCGAAAAUCCGGAGGUAUUUCGGAGAACGACAACAAAUUCGCCAACGAACGCGGCGCGAUGGUCUCUGGAGACGUUUUCGCGAGUCGGGUUUCCAAGUUGGGCAGGCAUCGCAAGGGGGAAAAAAUGGGCGGCGAACAAGUGAAGGAAAUCAUGAUGACCGUUUUUUCGCCGCUGCUCUUCUGGGAUUGGCGGCUCCGCGCCCCCGGUAAAACUGAUGUAACGGCGCUUCCUACCUGCCCCAAGCCUUCCGAGGCUCUGGCGUCGCGCCCGAGCUACAGCAGCGUGGGGCCUUUGCCCUACAGUGGGCAGCAAAAGGAGGCGAUGAAGCUCGGGGAACCGGAGGAGGAAAUCCGGAUCACCAAGCUCGGGGAGCUGUUUGCUAACGUUUGCGUGGCAGUCGGUGGGGAGUCUGGCCGGCCCACUGGUGAUGCCCAGUCCACCGCCGGUUUGUGGCCUACUGCAGCCGGCCUUGGCGAGCGGCCACCUGAUCUAAUGCCUCAGUGA
Amoebophrya sp. A120 is the source of this 4952-nucleotide messenger RNA. The record is from the annotation of a GenBank genome assembly. Lineage: Eukaryota; Dinophyceae; Syndiniales; Amoebophryaceae.